Penicillium malachiteum is the source of this 1707-nucleotide messenger RNA. RefSeq names its product alpha-keto acid decarboxylase family protein. NCBI's taxonomy places the organism in Eukaryota, Fungi, Ascomycota, Eurotiomycetes, Eurotiales, Aspergillaceae. The record is from RefSeq and is a predicted model, not a curated record. Gene Ontology annotation, molecular function: thiamine pyrophosphate binding; magnesium ion binding; carboxy-lyase activity. The transcript is spliced from 14 exons. The coding region runs from base 1 to 1707 and encodes 568 amino acids.
AUGACUGAAACUUCAAUCGGUGUUUACCUCUUCUCUCGUCUCCGGCAGCUGGGAAUCAAAAGCAUCUCCGGUGUUCCUGGUGAUUAUGAGCUCGUUUUGCUGGAUAUGAUUCCUGAGGCGGGAUUGACCUGGCAUGGCAAUGCAAACGAACUUAUCGCAGGCUAUGCUGCCGACGGCUAUGCCCGUGUUCAAGGUGCUGCCGCCUUUGUAACCACAUAUGGCCCUGGUGAACUAUCAGCGUACUGUGCAAUGGCUGGUCAAUACGCGGAAUAUGUCCCUGUGGUUCAUGUUGUUGGUUACCCGUCCACCCUAGCCAUGAAUGCAAAGAAGAUCAUGCACCACAGUCUUGGAGAUGGUAACUUCGGAAUGUACCAGAAAAUGAUUGAACACAUUACCGUUGCUAACACCGUGCUCACGGACGUUAAAUCUGCUGCAUCAGAAAUUGACCGUGUCCUCAAUGCUAUGCUUUAUCAUUCAAGACCAGUCUACAUUGGUGUUCCCGUCGAUAUCGGUCCUCAAAUGGUAUGCAGUGAUCUGUUAGAGUCAUCCCUGCAAAUUACACUACCAGAGAACGAUCCCGAGCUGGAAUCCAAAGCUAUUGAGGAGAUCAUCUGUCUUCUUCAAUCUUCCCAGCAACCGGUUAUACUUAUUGAUGGAGGGGCUAUCCGUCAUGGUCUUGUCGAGGAAAGCAAAGUGCUGGUUGAACAGCUCAAAAUCCCAUACUUUGGCACUGCGAUGUCAAAGGGGUUUCCCGAAACAAUUGGAGGUAGAUUUGGUGGUAUAUACGGUGGUGGUGCAUCCACUGAGGGCACCAAACACGGCGUCGAACAGAGUGAUCUUGUCAUCAUAAUCGGGCACUAUCCGAACCCGAAGAGCGAUUUCAACACGGGCGAGUUCACCACCAAACUGCCUGGAGGCAAUGUCAUCGACUUUCAGCGUAUGGAGCUCACCAUCACCGGAAGUCAAUAUGAACUUGCAGCAAAACAUCUUCUCCCUCGGCUGAUCCAGGAGCUUUCCGAUCUUGAUUCAGUCGUUGCUGAAAGAAGUGUUUCUUGGGACCCAUAUCCCAACGAUUCAACCCCAAAACCCGAUAAGUUGACACAGGAUUAUCUUUGGGCGCAACUUGGUAAAUACUUCCGACCGGGUGAUUUUGUCAUCGCAGAAACCGGAACCUCCAGCUUUGGCAUCCCUGCGUCGAACUUGACGAACGUAAAUGACGUUCGUAUGUUCAACCAGACCGUAUUUGGCAGCAUCGGCUACGCGACCGGAGCCGCACUGGGUGCCUUCAUUGCAGGUAAAGAAGACGGAUCCAUCAAACGCGGUAUCCUGGUCACUGGCGAAGGAUCACUUCAGUUGACUGUACAGACUUUCUCUGACCUGCUUCGUCACGGACUUAACACUACUAUAUUCCUUCUCAACAACGAUGGCUACACAGUCGAGCGUUUGAUUCACGGCAUGGAGGCAUCAUAUAACCAGGUCCCGAGGUGGGACUACAGCAAGCUCUGUGACACGUUUGGGCCUUCAUUCCCGGCCAGAUAUUACCGAGUCCAAACAGGGGAUAAUUUGCUUGAGCUUUUUGCGGAUGAGCAAUUUGUCAAGGCCGACUGUACACAGGUUGUCGAGCUGAUGCUUCAUAAGCAUGACGCCCCUAUGUCUGUCAAGCUGGCGACGAAGGCUGUCGAGGAUUUUAACAACAGCAAGGGAUGA